AUGACUGUAGCCCAUUCACGGUUACCCGGCUGGACAGGCUUUGCUUUGCCGCGUCGAUCGGCGCGUGUUACCACCAUUGACGCGGUGAUCAUGCCCAUCAUGAAGCCAGAAGAACCUUUUACGGUGUUCACCAAGGGGCAGAAACACUGGUUAAGCCUCAGUGCAUCCUUUUCCGCCAUGUUUUCUACCAUGAGUAGUUAUAUAUACUAUCCGGCUCUUGUUCCUGUCGCUCGAGAUCUGAAGCUUUCGGUCUUUUUGAUCAAUCUUACAAUCACCUCGUAUUUGCUUACCGCUGCAAUCGCGCCUGCCUUUAUGGGGGAUAUGGCUGAUCAAAGUGGAAGGAGACCGAUAUUCCUCUUGAUGUUUGUCUUGAUGAUUGGAGCAAAUGUUGGGAUUGCUCUUCAAAGGUUGACUGCCAUUACGUACGGCGUCAUAUCGGACAUCACGUUGCCGAAAGACAGGGGCGGUUUUGUUGGUGUAUUACUACUCUUGCAAGUCCAUCUUUCAUCCUCAGCAGUUGAUUGUGUGAAUAUUUGCGUUAACGAAUGCCUCAGUACGGACAUUGCCCCGAGCCUUGGGCCUGUGAUAGGAGGCAGCAUAACUCAAGAGCUUGGAUGGAGAUGGAUCUUCUGGUUUCUAGUGAUUGUUAUCUCAAUCACAACGCUUACCAUGCUGCUUUUCUUCCCUGAGACGCAGCGCAACAUCGUGGGAAAUGGAAGCGCUAGAGUCAGAGGCAUUUACUGGAGCUUCUUCACUUUGAUCAGCAACAGAUCCCAGAAAACGAACGUGCGGGUGCUGAAAAACCGCAGCUCACUUGUAGUGAUACUACUUUACGGCAUCACAUAUUCUGUGAAAAUGACACUGCAAACAUCGCUGGGCGCCCAGUGUGUGGAGAUCUACAAAUUAGACUACCUGACCACUGGGUUGAUUUACAUUCCGUCUGGGGUCGCUGGAGGCAUAGGCUCAUUUAUAACUGGGAGAAUUCUCAAUCGGAAUUACCGAAGAGCAACUAGCAAGCUAACAGAGAACAGUGAACAUAAGAGCACUACACCCUCUGAAGUGCAAAUUGAACAAAUCAGACUGAAGGGCUUGUACUAUUUAUUUACGAUAAGCGCGUUGGGAACAGUUGGAUACGGUCUCGCUCUCAUGACAAGAGCGUUCAUUACUGGAAUCACCACCGCUAGUCUGUUCACGAUGACAGGAACACUCUUGACCGAUCUCAACUGCGAAAGAUCUGCUACAGCACAGGGUGCGUCUAGCAUAGUGAGAUGCUUGGGAGCGGGUGCAGCCAUUGCAGCACUACAGCCCCUUGCUGAUGCUGCGGGUUUGGGUUGGUGUUUUGCUGUCUAUGCAUUGCUCCUUGCAACCGAGUUGCCUUUGGCUUGGAUCAUUUGUAGGAAAGGACCGGACUGGAGGAAGCAGCACAAAUCUUGA
Molecule: messenger RNA, 1434 nt
Organism: Colletotrichum phormii
Lineage: Eukaryota; Fungi; Ascomycota; Sordariomycetes; Glomerellales; Glomerellaceae
Product: major facilitator superfamily domain-containing protein
Exons: 7
Coding region: 1-1434 (477 amino acids)
Biological process (GO): transmembrane transport
Cellular component (GO): plasma membrane
Molecular function (GO): transmembrane transporter activity
Source: RefSeq, a predicted model, not a curated record